CCAAAAAGUUAAAAAAAGAAAAAGGAAGGAAAGAAAAUAAUGUUGUGAGAGUGAAACAAAGAGAGAGAGAGAGAGAGAGAGAUAUCCCUCUCCGCCUCCGGUGCUAUGAACACACCGGUGUGGUGCUGAGACUCUCUUCUCAAAACCCUUGCCCUCCAAACCACGUUCUAGGGCACAAUCUGACAAUCACUAUUCCCCUUCCGCCCCUCCUCUUCUCCCUUAUCUCCUUCUUCCCCAACCAUGGCCCAUGGUGGCUACGGCAAGCGCAGGGUCAACCUGGCUGCCCGCCGAUCGAAGGGUUUGACCGUUGAAAAGAAGCCCAAGUCCGUCUCCCUCAAGAACCAAAUUCGAUCUGCCGAGCGCAUGCUUCGCAAGAAUUUACCUGCUGAAGUGAGGGACGCUCAAGAAAAGAAGUUGGAAGGACUUAGAAAACAGCAAGAAAUUCAUUCUCGGCUGGCAGUUGAGCGCAAAAUAUUCUUGCGUGACAGGAAGAUAAAAUUUUUUGAGAGGAGAAAAAUUGAAAGAAGAAUUAGGCGACUUGAGAAACUUCAGCGUGCUCCAUCUGGCCAGUUUCAAGAUUCAGAUAUUGCAGAUCAACUGUCUAAGUUGAAAGAGGAUCUUGAAUAUGUCAGGUUCUUUCCCAAAACAGAAAAAUAUGUAGCUUUAUUUACCGGAAGUGAUGAUUCAGACAUGGUUGAUAGGAGAAAGAAGUUACGCGAGCAGAUUAAAGCCAAUUUGAUUGCUGCGGCAGCUAGUGGAAAGGAUUUAGAAGAGACCGGUAGUGAGGAUGAUGGGUUGCUUGACAUGAGCGAGGAUGAUUUCUUCUUAUGUGGCAGCUCAAGUGAUGAAGCAGAUGCAGAUGAUGAGUGGACAGAUAAAAGCACAAGGGAACAAGCUUCCAGUACUUCCGGCAAAGCAGCAUCCGGCAUGUCUAGUGAUGAAAAAAAUCAUCAGAGGCAGAUUUCUGCCAGAGCCUUGAUGCCUCCUCCUCGUCCAACCAAAUCAUUUUCAAGUUCAGCUCAAGCUUGGACAAAAGCUGGAUCUUCGGUGAGAAAAUCUUCAACAAAUCACAGGGCUGAGUUUUCUACAUCCAGCAAUACAUCAGGUGGUAGAAGUGGAUCUUUUAAAGCUAGGGGAUCUUCAAACUCCUCGCAUACAGGUCAGAGCAGUAAUAUAAGUUCCAAUUCUGAUGCUCACAAACCCAGAAGAAAGAGGAGGCCAAAAAAGAAAAAACAACAGGUAUGAUAGAUUGGCCUCGGCGAGCUGUAACAUUACAAGCCUAAACCUGACUUCUGAAGUGGAUUCUGAAUCUUAACCCUUCCAUGAAAGUAUCUUAUCGGCUCUCGACCCUUUUGGCAGUUUGCUGCGUAUAUCAAGGGUUUGAGAAAAAUUAUUUCCUUUAGUUGUGUAAUGAUCUAUGAUCUUUUAUUGUGGCUCUUUUUUCCUUUCUUGCUUUCUUCCCUUUUGGAUCAUCAGAAAAAUCUUCACAGGUUGUGGUUUUGGGUUGUUUUCUUUUCUAUACGGUUGAAACUUGUAUUGAAACCUGAAUCUUAUAUACCAUGCUUCCUCUGUGGCCUUUCUCAAAAUUACUCCCACUA
Messenger RNA from Cucumis sativus (cucumber), 1598 nucleotides. RefSeq names its product rRNA-processing protein EFG1. The transcript has 8 exons. The record is from RefSeq and is a predicted model, not a curated record. Lineage: Eukaryota; Viridiplantae; Streptophyta; Magnoliopsida; Cucurbitales; Cucurbitaceae. Gene Ontology annotation, cellular component: preribosome, small subunit precursor; nucleolus. Gene Ontology annotation, biological process: maturation of SSU-rRNA from tricistronic rRNA transcript (SSU-rRNA, 5.8S rRNA, LSU-rRNA). The coding region runs from base 241 to 1245 and encodes 334 amino acids.